AUGGCUGAAAUUGUGGCAUUUCUGGAUGGACGUAUUUCUCAUUUUAAAUAUGAAAGUAGUGGUGUUGAACAAGAACGUAUAGGUCAUGAGCAUCGUGCAAAUGAAGGACAAGUAAAUGAACAAAUUGAAGAUCUGGGUCGAGAAAAUAAUCAAAGUCCUCGUGUCCGUGGUUGCUUUGGAUGGUGUUGAAAUUUCAUUAU
Molecule: messenger RNA, 200 nt
Organism: Meloidogyne enterolobii
Lineage: Eukaryota; Metazoa; Nematoda; Chromadorea; Rhabditida; Meloidogynidae
Source: the annotation of a GenBank genome assembly